Molecule: messenger RNA, 1033 nt
Organism: Anopheles moucheti
Lineage: Eukaryota; Metazoa; Arthropoda; Insecta; Diptera; Culicidae
Product: transmembrane protein 138
Exons: 3
Coding region: 37-525 (162 amino acids)
Cellular component (GO): cilium
Source: RefSeq, a predicted model, not a curated record
UCGAACGCAAAAGUUUGCUGAACAACAGUUUUCACAAUGCUCAAGUUGUCUCUCAAAAGAUUUGCCUCGGUUCUUUUCUUUCAAAUGUUGUUUCUCAUGGUGGAUUUGGGAAUAAACAGCUUUUCUUAUCUUGCCCGCGGUCAUCAUUCGGCAGUGAUUUUCCUGUUCAUUGCCCAGGAUGUGUGCUUGAUGCUUUCGUUCACGGCAUUCGUGUUCAGCCUGUAUUCGACCUACGUCUAUCAGGCGGGCAUGGCCAAUCUGCUGUACGAAAAGUUUCGCACACCGCUGCUGAUAAGCAUGGUCUACUUCUUCCUCAGCAUCGCUCUCCACCUGUGGCAGGUAGUUGGAAACUCCAGCGAACCGUAUCAAUUUCAGUGGCCCAAAGCAUUGACGGCACUGUUCAUCAUACACCGACUGUUUUCGCCCAUCUAUUAUUACCUCUACAAGAAAUCCGCAUUGAAGAUGAGUGAUCCGCGAUUCUACGAAAAUUUGGAUUGGAUUGCUUCGCAACUAUCGAUUAAAUAAGUCCGAAAUAUGAAUGAGAAUUUAUCGAAAUGCACUAAAUGAUACAUGUGAAAACAGUAAUUACACUCUCUACCAAGCUAGUCAGAAAGCAUUACACUCAUUCUGUGGCAGUAUAGUUUCGGUACGAAUAAUUUUAACUUAUGAGACUGAGUUUCCGCGAAAUAAGUAAGAUCAUUUGCGUAAGCAGCUGGUAAACAAACUAACCAAAGCACAAGCACAUGAGUUGUGUGCGAAAAAGUAAUCUCAUUCCUUACUGUGUCUAUCUGACUAAUUAAUCGCAAAGAUAGAACUAGGUAAUCGUUAUUUAAGGCAAGCACCGAAACAAUUAUGAAUUGUUAGGGAUAAAUCUUUAGUCAGGUUUCGUCUGGCAUCAGCAAAAGGUAGGUUUAGUGAACUCACGUAAAUGUCUAAUUUAUUCCACAUAUCAGAAUAAACAGUUCAGAUUGAAAUUCAAUGCGUGGUGUGCAGUUUGAGAAAUGUGUAAAUUAAGUAAUUCAAUAAGCAAAUA